AUGGUUAAUGAUCAGUCACAUGUACUCAGCGAUUUAGAGAAAAAUAUGAAAUUGGCUCAGACUAAACUACAGGACCUAGAAGAUCGCUCUAGGUGCAAUAACUUGAAAAUGAUUGGCUUACCUGAGAAACAGGAAUUUGCAGAUUUGUUAUAUUUUGCUGCAAUUAUACUUCCUAAAGCUUUGGGAGCUCAACAACAGUUUUUGCCUAUAAAGAUUGAAAGGGCUCAUAGGAUGGGUUCCCAAAGAGUUAAUUCUGCAGGAUUAUCGCAAAACAGACCAAUAACGAUCAAGUUCUUAAAUUAUCAGGACAAAAUGAACCUCCUGAGACUUUAUGAAACCCAGGAGAAUCCAAAGGCUUGGUCUGGACAGGGAGGAAUUGGCAACUUGCAGUCAAGUGAAGUGUCAAAUCGUAAUCCAAAUCUCAAGUUUCACGCAGAUGGAAGAAUCUUGCAGGCAAGAACAGUAGAGCAGGAGAAUCUGAACAAAUGGUCUGGGAACAAAGGAAAAUGGUCAUACACAAUAAAAUUCACAGAGAGAAAGCACACUCAGGAACGCAAUCCAAACACUGGGCAAAAAAUGAUCACUCACAAUAAAGAAGGUAACGAGAAUGACAUAGAUGCUGGGGAAUUAAGAAAAGACAUCCCUCAAAUAAAUAUUGAGGCAGGAGUGAAUCUAUUUGAAGGAGAUAUCAUGUUGCCAAAAAGUCGCAAUGCCCUUCGAGAUGAUUUUUAUAGGUGGACAUUUCCCAUCCCUUACAUACUGGCAGAUAACCUGGACUUGAAUGCUAAAGGAGUCAUACUUAAGUCUUUUGAAAUGUUCCGACUAAAAUCAUGUGUGGAUUUUAAACCGUAUGAAGGAGAGUCUACUUAUAUUCAUUUUCAGAAAUUUGGUGGGUGUUGGUCAAUGGUUGGUAACCUAAAGACGGGACAAAACCUUUCCAUUGGUGAAAGGUGUGACUACAAGGCCAUUGUUGAACACGAGAUCCUUCAUGCUCUUGGUUUUUACCAUGAACAGUCACGAACUGACCGGGACGACUAUGUGGAAAUCUGGUGGGCUGAAAUUACUGAAGGCAUGGCACACAAUUUUAACAAAUAUGACGACUACUUAAUCACUGAUUUGAAUACUCCAUAUGAUUAUGAAUCAGUUAUGCAUUACGGGCCUCUCUCCUUCAAUAAAAAUGAAAAUGUGCCUACUAUCACCGCAAAGAUCCCAUCAUUUAAUGACAUCAUUGGACAACGUCUAGAUUUAUCAGAAAUAGACUUGGAGCGUUUAAACCGCAUGUACAACUGCACUUCCUCUCACACUCUGCUGGACCAGUGCUCUUUUGAAUUGAGUAAUAUCUGUGGGAUGGUUCAGGGCAGCACAGAUAAUGCAGAUUGGUUGCAUGUAAUAAGUACACCAGGAACUCAGGAGGAUCACACCUUAGCUGGGCGCUGUAGAGAUGCUGGUUACUUUAUGCACUUUGACACUCAUUCGGGAAAUAUUGGUCGUACAGCUCUUCUUGAGUCUAGGAUCCUGUAUCCAAAGAGGACAGAACAAUGCCUGCAGUUCUUUUACAAAAUGAAUGGAAACCCUAAUGACAAACUUAUAAUCUGGAUACGCAUUGACGAUGGAACUGGAACUGUAAGGACAAUGAAGAAAAUUCAGACAAUUCAAGGUGAUCACGAUCAUAACUGGAAAAUUGCUCACGUGACUCUCAAUGCCAAUAAAAAAUUCCGCUAUGUUUUUCAAGCAAUUCAGGGUGAUGAUAAAACUUCCAAUGGCGGGAUUUUACUGGACGAUAUUACCCUAAUGGAAACUACUUGUCCCAAUGCUGUAUGGACCAUCCGUAAUUUCAGCCAGAUUUUGGCAGGCACUUCAAAAGGAGACAAAAUUGCUAGCCCUCGAUUUUAUAGCCCAGAAGGUUAUGGCUAUGGCAUUAACCUCUUUCCACACGGCCCACUAACUUCUACUUAUGUAAAUUACACAGGAAUAUUUUUUCACUUGUGCAGUGGGGAAAACGAUGAGGUGCUAGAAUGGCCAGCAUUAAACAGGCAAGCUAUAAUGACAGUGCUUGACCAGGACCCAGAUAUCAAGCUCAGGAUGUCCUCCAGUCGCAGUUUCACUACCAACAAGGAUCAAGUUAUUGCACAUAUGAACAACAUAUCCUAUUGGGAGAAACCCUUCCUCACUGGAACUUAUGAUCCUUCUUGCGAUUGUAACAGAAGCGUACAUUUUGGAUGGAGCACAUUUAUAUCUCAUGCUCAAUUAAAACGAAGAAGUUUUUUAAAAAAUGAUGAUCUGUUCAUUUUUGUGGAUUUUGUAGACCUUACUCACCUUAUCAAGACAGAAGUACCUAUUAAGCCUGUUACCACUAUACAACCAGCAGCUGAUGAGGUUGCUGUUGAGAGGAGUAAACGUUCUGUAGAGAAUAUAGAAGAUUUAUGUGAUCCGAGCCCUUGUCUGAAUGGUGGCAUUUGUGUCAAUGAAAAUGGAAAAGCAAGUUGCAGAUGCUCUUCUUCCAAGGCAUAUUUCUAUAUGGGUGAGCAAUGCGAGUCAAUACAAGUCCAUGCAAACGUUCUUGGAAUCAUGAUUGGAGGAGCUGCAGGAACUAUAUUUCUGACUAUUUCUGUUCUUGCGAUAAUUCGCAGACGAUAAAAGGGAAAAUAAUAUUGUACAU
Messenger RNA from Bombina bombina (fire-bellied toad), 2659 nucleotides. RefSeq names its product meprin A subunit alpha (gene MEP1A). Gene Ontology annotation, cellular component: membrane. The record is from RefSeq and is a predicted model, not a curated record. Gene Ontology annotation, molecular function: zinc ion binding; metalloendopeptidase activity; protein binding. Gene Ontology annotation, biological process: proteolysis. NCBI's taxonomy places the organism in Eukaryota, Metazoa, Chordata, Amphibia, Anura, Bombinatoridae. The coding region runs from base 1 to 2637 and encodes 878 amino acids. The transcript has 15 exons.